AUGGCAUCGCGCGAAAUGGGAUAUGAGGACAACUGGAAAGCGGCCCUUGAAGAAGUCAAGCACGACUUCGUGGAACCGGGGAAAGAAACAGAUCUAGUACGAGACCUGACUCGCGAGGCUAUCUCCUUUGUCGAAGAAUACCAGCUUGUCACCGUGCCGCCAAUUACAAAGGAAACACCGGCGACACCAAAUAUACUUAUCCGUACUCGCCCCUAG
Molecule: messenger RNA, 216 nt
Organism: Penicillium nucicola
Lineage: Eukaryota; Fungi; Ascomycota; Eurotiomycetes; Eurotiales; Aspergillaceae
Exons: 1
Coding region: 1-216 (71 amino acids)
Source: RefSeq, a predicted model, not a curated record